AUGCCAGUGGUCCUCACCCGCGCUCUCUGCAUCCCGGCCCGAGGUCGGCUGGCCUCGCCCACCCUGGCGACGGCAGCCGGGGCGGGGAGAGGGGCCGCGGGGGCGGGGCGGGGGCCGCGGGGCGCCCCCCGGCCGGCCGAGCCCACACCUGCCCGGCGCCCGCGAGACCCGCGAGCCGAGCCGGAGGCAGGGCGGCGUCCCGGGCGCCGAGGAGGGGCCGCGCGUCUCGGGCGGGCGGGGGGAUUCGUGGUGGGCGCGAGCGCCGCGCGGCCGCAGAGGCUGGAGGCGCUGCGGCGCGAGUGCGUCACGCCGGCGGAGGGCACGGUGGGCUGCGGCCGGCCCGCCGACCAGGAGCCGGGUGUCCCGGGUGGCGGGCAGGCGGCCGCACUCGCCCCGGCAGCCGCGAGCGGCGCGGCGCGGGCCCGGCCGGGGGUCGCCGGCGAGCCGCCGCCGGCUCCAUUCAUUCCCGCGGCUCCGCCUCCUUUUCCGGGCUCCUCCGGCGGCUCCGGCGGCGCGUCCGAGGUGAGUGCGCGGCCCGUCCCGGGCGGGGGGUCCCGGGCCCAGGCCGAAGCUGCUGGGUCCGGCCUCGCGCCCCGCCGGCUUGGCCCCGCACAGCCGCGGGUAGUGACGCGGGCACGAGCUGCGGGCCUCCUCGAGGGCUCGGGCGCGGCGCAGGCCCACGGCGGCCGCCUGGGCUCGGGGCGCGCGUCCAGCUGCGGGCGACUGGCCGGCUCCUCCGAGGGGCGUGUGGUGCGCCCCCAGGUGCUUCGGCCUCCGCGCCAGCGCCACCAUUUUGUGUAA
Rangifer tarandus platyrhynchus (Svalbard reindeer) is the source of this 801-nucleotide messenger RNA. The record is from the annotation of a GenBank genome assembly. NCBI's taxonomy places the organism in Eukaryota, Metazoa, Chordata, Mammalia, Artiodactyla, Cervidae.